Gamsiella multidivaricata is the source of this 712-nucleotide messenger RNA. RefSeq lists its product as uncharacterized. Lineage: Eukaryota; Fungi; Mortierellomycota; Mortierellomycetes; Mortierellales; Mortierellaceae. Gene Ontology annotation, biological process: mitotic sister chromatid segregation. The record is from RefSeq and is a predicted model, not a curated record. Gene Ontology annotation, cellular component: kinetochore; MIS12/MIND type complex. Bases 31 to 621 code for a protein of 196 amino acids. The transcript is spliced from 5 exons.
UUUGACUAUGUCGCUCAGCUCUCUUUCGCCAUGGAGUUCCCAAAGAUUAACGUCUCUUCGAAGGAAGACAUUCAGUACAUCAGUCAGAUCUGGCGUAAGACGCUCUACGGUAGACUGGCCGAGGAACACAUCCGUAAUGGCGAUUCAGAACUCAUAGACCAAGUGCAGCAGCUCCUGGAUCAGUGGAUUGAAGACAUCAUGAAGAUGGCAAGCUCGAAUAUUGAUAUUAAUGGAAUUCCAUACGAACAAGCAAUUGCAGACGAAGAAUUUGAACCUUUGGACGAGGCACUGGCACGAAAGGUGCAAGCCCAGCAACUGCAGGUGGAAGAACUGACCCUCAAGGUUGCGGAGCGAAGAAAGCGCGUACCAGAGCAGGUCAAGAUGUUACUAGACGAUGCUAUCAAACGACAAUCCGCCCUAGCAGACAGGGUUGAAUUCGAAUCGCAAUCUGAGAACAAUGCAGAGGCGGAAAUUGAGGAUGUUUCCCUUGAACGAUCGGAUCUUAUUGCUCAGGAAUAUGCCUCGAGCAUAGCAUUGCUGAGCGACCUUAGAAAGAAUGUCUCCUCCAACAUCACUCGACUGGAAAACGCUCAGGCGAUCGUGGAUGAUAUCCUGCCUUGAGUCCAGUUAUUACCCUGCUAUCCCGCCCCUGCUUGUAAAACACCACAUUUGCAACACUGUACCAUAUUCUCUUGUCUCAGUAAAAAAACAU